Messenger RNA from Triticum turgidum subsp. durum (durum wheat), 444 nucleotides. The record is from the annotation of a GenBank genome assembly. NCBI's taxonomy places the organism in Eukaryota, Viridiplantae, Streptophyta, Magnoliopsida, Poales, Poaceae.
AUGCAGGUUUAUCGCAGUGCUCUACGGUUAGUCCGGUCAAUGCUGACUUUGCCAUAUUUGAAAGUGGGAUAUUUGACUGCUCCUCCGGCAGACGACCCCAUUGCACCACACAAACAUUGGGAGAGGUCACAGUUCAUCUUAAACCAUACGGAACUCCAGCAGGUCAAUGAUUCCGAAAGCGCACCUGUCAAAGCAAACGCGCUCGUGGAGAAAGCCAAAAGGUUUAUCAAGGUAGACGUCGCGGACAUAGUUUCAGUGUCCACGUGCUCCGAUCUCACGCUGCCGCCUGGUGCUGGCCUCUGUAUAAACACAACUCAUGGGCCCGUGUUCUUGGUUGCUGAUACCUGGGAGUCUCUCGAUGGCUGGCUUGAUGCGAUACGUCUGGUGUACACCAUAUUUGCAAGAGGGAAGACCGAUGUCCUGGCGGGCAUCAUCACCGGCUGA